AUGUACUUUUCAGAUCCGGAGGCAGCUCGUGAUCCAUACCUGAAGGGAGUAGUUUUUCGUGAGCGUUGGAGCAGCCUUCUUAUCAAAUGUGUGUAUAUUAACGGUACUUUGAAGUGGGAUGAUGCUUUGGCGGCUAAGGCAAUAGUGGAAGCAAUCAGGCCAGAGAGUCAUGGAGAUUAUUUCAUGAUCAGAAACGAAAAGGCUCCUCCCAAAGAGGUAUACAGGACCGCUGGAAGAGGAAGUACGCUUGAUUCGGUUAAACCUUUCGAAAGAAAUGCAGAUGAGCUUCGCCAACCUCCCGAGGGAACAAUCUACGAAUGUAAUGGAAUAUUCGACUUCAAGACAAUGCCACGCGAGAACCUCCUGUAUGUGGCCUGUCUCUAUAAAACCCUCAGCUAA
This is a messenger RNA of Haemonchus placei, 399 nucleotides long. NCBI's taxonomy places the organism in Eukaryota, Metazoa, Nematoda, Chromadorea, Rhabditida, Trichostrongylidae. The record is from the annotation of a GenBank genome assembly.